AUGUUGAACAGAACUCUCGCUCGACAGAUCGUCUCCGUCAGAAACUUCCGAUCUGGCUCUUUCCAGAACAAGUUCAACCAAGUCCCACCAAAGAAGGUCUACUGGGGCUCUGCCAAGCUCUCUGGUGAAGCUUUCCUCGCUGCCGGCGCCAUUUUCUUCUUCUGGGCCUUUGAUCGACUCGCUCGAGCUGACUUCCUUUACUCCAAGUUCCACAUGUCUGCCUCUCACUUCCAGAUGGAUAACAUCAUCAUCGUCGAUGGCAAGUACCGAUACAUCCCCACCAAAAUGCACCCCGCCGAGCACGAAAAGGAUGUCUCCUACAUGACCAACUUCACCGAGUACGACUGGACCCCUACUGAUGGCAAGGAUGGCAAGGUCUCCGAGUCCUACGGCUCUUCCCGCGAUGCACAAGAGAAAUCCAUUCCCAUCUGUACUUUGAAAAAUUUCCCAAAUGCCAUCGAGCAUUGCCUUCAGUGGGCGCGAGAUAACUUUGAAGGACUCUUUACUGGACAGGCAGGCUCUGCGAAACAGUUCCUUUCCGAUCCCGCCGACUUGUCGCAAAAACUGAGAAGCUGCCCGGCAACGAGCCAAUCACCUCUGCCCAGGGAGUCGUUGAGUCAACUCGUUGACUUCCUCAUCGACCAAAAACCAAAUGACUUCAAUGACUGCAUCGAAUGGGCGCGCCACAGAUUCGAAGAGAACUACAUCGUCAACGGAAUCGACGACAUUGAAAACUAUCGAAAUACGUUCAUGAAUCUCGCGAUUCCAGCGUAUUCCUUCUCCGAGCCCAUGACUCCACCAAAGAACACUUAUUUUGGAGACCAGCACUGGACCCUCUGGGAUCGAUUUGACAUCGACGGACGAAAAGAAAAUGGCGGAGAGAUGACAAUUGGCGAGCUCCUCGACCAUUUCAAGAAUGAUAGGAAGCUUGAGGUCCAGAUGCUGAGCUCUGGAGUGACACUUCUCUACUCCUUCUUCCUCAACCCGCCGAAGAAGAAGCAGGACCGACUUGCCAUGACUGUCAGUGAGGCAGUGAAAACAGUCGACAAAAAAGAAAUCGGCGCGCACGAGCGAUACCUCGUGCUCGACGUCUGCUGUAAUGACAUGACAGAAGCCGAAGAAGAUCAAGACGUUCCAUAUCUUCGCUAUUGUUUCCGAUAG
Oikopleura dioica is the source of this 1161-nucleotide messenger RNA. The record is from the annotation of a GenBank genome assembly. NCBI's taxonomy places the organism in Eukaryota, Metazoa, Chordata, Appendicularia, Copelata, Oikopleuridae.